Ceratitis capitata (Mediterranean fruit fly) is the source of this 2599-nucleotide messenger RNA. RefSeq names its product putative cysteine proteinase CG12163. The coding region runs from base 223 to 2571 and encodes 782 amino acids. NCBI's taxonomy places the organism in Eukaryota, Metazoa, Arthropoda, Insecta, Diptera, Tephritidae. Gene Ontology annotation, molecular function: cysteine-type endopeptidase activity; cysteine-type endopeptidase inhibitor activity. Gene Ontology annotation, cellular component: lysosome. The transcript has 7 exons. The record is from RefSeq and is a predicted model, not a curated record.
AAUUUCUUGGUGUUUGGUUUGUUUUUGUGUGCCAAGGUGUAUAUCAGCUGAUUGUUAUCUGGUUUAUUUUAUGAAAGAAAGAAAUUUAAUAAAACGCAUUAAACUUGAAAAGUGUUUUCAAACUUAUAAUAAUUUUACUUUGUGUGUGCGUGUGUUUUAAGAGUGAAUUACGGUAGUUCUCGAUACAUUCAAAAUUUUAUAAACACAAAAAAAAAGCAAAAAAUGCGUCUCGCCGUCGGUGCAACAGCCACAGUUGUUGUGCUGUCGCUUCUCCUUGUGCUUGUUGCAGCACAGGAGGAGGCUGGUGCUACAGAUGAGCCGCAACCGGCGUCGGAGGAGCCUGUGAAAUUGGUGCAUGUCCUCAAUCCCGGCGAACGUGAGUACCUCUCACCCAAUCUGAUUGGCGUGCAAAAUAUCGCUAUGACAUUUCUGCCGCUCUCCAUGAAUUUCGUCAAUAUUAUCGAUGCGUUUCGGGAAAUCGUCGAUGGAGUGCGUUAUGAGAUACUUUUAAAUGCUGUCGACACAAAAUCAAAGGACGCAGAUGUGGUGUGUCGCAUGGUGAUAAUUGAAAAGCCUUGGCUGCGCACCGAAUGGGGUGAUAAAGUACGUGAAUUGCGCACCUCCAAUUGCACCAGCGAAGAGGACAAUCUUACGGAACCGGCGGCGCGUAGUAAGGCGCUAAAUGAUAAGUACACGAGAAAUGCUAUCUUUAAUGGUGGCACACGAAAUGAACUGACCGAUGACGAGAUGUCUAAGCUGGAAUCACAAAUACUAUCAAUGCCGUUUUCGACGAAUUCGCUGAAAAGACGUGAAAGCACUGUGUCAAGCGCCACCACCACUACUACCACUUUCACAACAACAACGGCUACGCCAAGAACUACGGCUGCCACAACGACAGAGCAAUUAAGUGCUGAAGUGACUGAGCAAAAUGAGGAAACGACAGCAGCAGUUGUGGUAAAUGAUGAAGAUAGCGCAGAGUCCACAUCAGCCUUGCCAGUGCUCACACAAGAUGAAAUGAAGUGGUUGGAUGAUUUUCUAUCGGUGGGUGCACUUAGCUUUGAGAAUACGCAACGUGAAAAACAGGAAGCCGAGAAACAGGCGGCGGCGGUGACGGCGUCAGUGGCUGAUGAUAAUAGUAAUGAUGCCGCUAUUGAAAUUGCGGCGAGCAAUUAUGUACAGCAGCAGCUGUUGCAACAGGCUGAGGCGCAGCGUAGUACGGAGGGGGACUCGGCGGCAGCUGACAUCUCUACUUCAGACCAGAUUCAUGCUCGUGCCAAGCGCAGUAAUGAUUUCGUUGGUGGCGCUCGCAAGUUGGACGACAAGGAUGCCGAAGAACGUCUACAAGCUUCCCUUGAUAAACUUGCUGCUGGGGAUGGUCCGAAUUAUAGAAUUUCGGAAAUUUACUCAGCCACUACGCAAGUUGUCUCGGGCACAUUGACCAAAAUAGAUGCGGAACUUGUCAAUGAGCAUAAUGAGAAGGAACGCUGUAUUGUAAAGAUCUGGUCACGCACAUGGCUGCCCAAUGGCAUUGAGGUGACCUUCAAAUGUCCCAACAAAGAAUUGGUAAAACGCCGUCAUAGUCGCUCGGUGGAACACUUGGAAAAGAAGACGCAUAAGAAACACAAUCAUCACAGUCUAGACAAAAGCGAACAUUUAUUUAGUAAAUUCCAAAUUAAAUAUAAUCGCCGCUAUCACACCGCUCUGGAGCAUCAAAUGCGUUUGAGAAUCUUUAAACAAAAUUUAGAAAUCAUACAAGAAUUGAAUCGCAAUGAAAUGGGCAGUGCCAAGUACGGCAUUACAGAAUUCGCAGACUUAACUACCGAUGAAUACAGGCAACGCACUGGCUUGUGGCAGCGCUCAGAGGAUAAGCCAAGUAAGAACAUGCCUGCUGUGAUUCCCAAUGUGGAAUUGCCAAAGGAAUUUGACUGGCGAGAGAAGGGUGUGAUUUCGAAGGUAAAGAACCAGGGUACGUGCGGCUCCUGUUGGGCAUUCAGCGUGACGGGCAAUGUGGAGGGUUUGCAUGCAGUGAAGACGGGCAAAUUAGAGGAAUAUUCUGAGCAAGAGUUGCUUGAUUGCGACACAAAGGAUUCGGCCUGCAAUGGCGGUUUGAUGGACAAUGCUUACGAAGCUUUACAAAAUAUUGGUGGCUUGGAAUUGGAGUCAGACUACCCCUAUGAGGGACACAAAGACCAGUGUCAAUUUAAUAAAUCGAAGGUGCAUGUCAAAGUCACCGGAGGCGUUGAUUUGCCCAAGAAUGAGACAGCUAUUGCACAAUGGCUGAUUACCAAUGGACCGGUUUCAAUUGGUAUCAAUGCUAACGCUAUGCAAUUCUACCGUGGCGGUGUCUCUCAUCCCUGGAAGGCAUUGUGCUCUAAGAAGAAUCUCGAUCAUGGUGUUUUAAUUGUCGGCUAUGGUGUUUCCGACUACCCGAUGUUCAAAAAGACACUUCCCUACUGGAUUGUGAAGAAUUCAUGGGGACCCAAGUGGGGUGAACAAGGCUACUAUCGUGUCUACCGUGGCGACAAUACAUGUGGUGUCAGUGAAAUGGCCUCUUCUGCAGUGAUUGGAUAAAUCGAUUUAAAUGCAAAAAAAAAAAAAA